Messenger RNA from Drosophila erecta, 1414 nucleotides. RefSeq lists its product as uncharacterized. The record is from RefSeq and is a predicted model, not a curated record. Bases 690 to 1346 code for a protein of 218 amino acids. The transcript is spliced from 3 exons. Lineage: Eukaryota; Metazoa; Arthropoda; Insecta; Diptera; Drosophilidae.
UUGUAAAUUUACUAGAGUUUAUCGCAAGUAUUAUGUUUGCCUAAACUUUUAUGCGGCGCACUCGGUGUCGCCAUCUGUUGGCGACCAUUCUAAGUUUCCGCAAAACUGCAACGGCUAAACUUUCAUUUAGCAGAGCUUUCACCGCUGUUAAAAUGUGCCCACUCCACAGACGCGUUAGCAGCGCUGUUAAGGACAUGGCAACUUGUUGUCUUGCGGCUGUUAAGAACUCGCACCGCCCAUUGUAACUCAUUCGUCAACAGACUCUCGUGCGGUUCGGUUCUCAGCCUCAGCCUCUGAAUUCUGUUUACUCACAUCACAGUCGCAAGUCACUGCUCAGUCGCGGCUCACUGGUCACAGUUUACAGUUACGCAGUUACUGCUUUUGUCCGGUUUUCGAAAGAUAUUCGAAAGUGUCGAACAUAGGAUUUCUUUUUUUUUUGGUUUUUGUGCUAAACUAAGAAAUUGAGUAUAUAACCAUAUAAAUAAAGUGCUUGGGCAGUUGAGCCAAAGGCGUUCUGAAUACCAUUUUUUCAAUUCGAAUACAAGCGACCGAGCCGUAGUGAAAAGUGUGUGUGGCAAAUAUUUAAAUCCCAUUUGCGUUCCAAUUCGGAGGAGGAUUUAGCGGAGAAAGCUUGAGACACAGAGAACACAUCGCAGUCAAAGAGCAAACAAGGAAUCCAGGCAGCCAGCAUGCGUCGCUCCUCGUUCACGCCCGUCUUCAACUUGAGCACCCAGGAGCCGCUGAUCGUGGUGGAGGAGUCGCACACCGCCGAGGAUGGCGACGACAUGGAAGGUGCGGCCGGCGGAUGUGAUCCCACUGCGGCCGGCACACGGCGCUCCAACAGCGAUGAUUCCGAGCCGGACUCGCCGGUGAAUCCCUACCUGCUCUGCCCCUUUCCCGACAUGCAGCAGCGGCGCAAGCACUCGCUGCCCUCGCUCCAGAUAACCGAGGGCAUCACGGCCAGCCAGGUGCGGCGAUUGUCGGAGGUGGGCGGCGAGACUGGCGGGCUCAGUCCCAAGGAGGUCGAGUUCCUGGCCACGCUCUCCCAGAAGGCCAAUCCCACGGCCGGCGGACGCAGGCACUCGGUGGUUACCAUAUCGGCGGUGCCGCCAACGCUAUUCGGACGCAAUCGCCGCGAGUCCAUUUCCGGCGUAUCCUUCAGUGGCAGUCGCCGUGGCAGCGUCAUCGCCGGACCGCCGCUGACCGAUCACCGCGGCAGCGUGCACAACUUGCAGCUGGACAUCAUGGACGGGAUCGUCCAGCAGCGGAAGACGCGAAGCGGCAGCGGCGUUUGGACAGCGCCCGUUCUGCAGGAGGCCGAUAGCAAUGUGCCCGUGCAGACAUAAGCGGCUAAAGGACACGCAGGCCAACUGGGGGGAAAGGACGAAAAGUGCAUGCAUGGCGGACUGGGCGA